This is a messenger RNA of Cyphellophora europaea CBS 101466, 1635 nucleotides long. RefSeq lists its product as uncharacterized. The transcript has 2 exons. NCBI's taxonomy places the organism in Eukaryota, Fungi, Ascomycota, Eurotiomycetes, Chaetothyriales, Cyphellophoraceae. The record is from RefSeq and is a predicted model, not a curated record. Gene Ontology annotation, biological process: chromate transport. Bases 1 to 1635 code for a protein of 544 amino acids. Gene Ontology annotation, molecular function: chromate transmembrane transporter activity.
AUGUCGGCCGCACACGCCACGCUCGAUCCCACCUCAGCACCGCCGCCGCCGCCUCCCCUUCCCAACAACGACCCGCUCCUCCCCCGCAUCCUCGCCGUUCUAGCCCAAACAUGGGACCUAGGCUUCACCGCCUUCGGCGGCCCACCAGUCCAUUUCCAGAUCCUCCACCAGCGCUUCGUCAACGGCGGCAGCGGCCACGGCAGCCCCUAUGGCAAGCCCCCGACGCGCUGGCUCGACGAACAGACCUACCAAGAGAUCUUCGCGGUCUCGCAAUCCCUCCCCGGCCCGGCCUCGACGAAGAUGCUAUUCAACAUAGCACUGCUACAUGCCGGGUGGGUCGCCGCGUUCGCCGCCUUCCUGUCGUGGAGCUUGCCGGUCGCCGUCGUCAUGUACGGCUUGGCGCUGGGUAUCGGUAGCGUCGGCGAGACACUGCCGCCGCCCGUCUACCCUCUGCUCAGCGGACUCAAUGCCAGCACGGUGGGUGUGGUGGCGCUGGCGGCGGUGCAGCUGGCGCAGAAGGCCAUUACGGAUCGCGUGACGAGGGUUUUGGUCAUUUGGGGCGCGUGUGCGGGGUUGUGCUACUCGGCGCUGUGGUACUUCCCGGUCUUGAUUGUGGUGGGCGCGAUAGUUUGUGGAGUUUGGGAUCUGUGGCUCAGUAGGAAGGUUGAGAGGUUGAGGGUCAGGUGGCAGAGAAGGAAGGAGCGGGGUGGGCAGGUCGAGGAGGCGAUUGCUGGGGAGGAGGGUGAAAGUGUUGAGAUGUCGGUACGAGGGCAGCAACAGCAACUGGAACAGAUCCAACAAGAGGGCGCCCAAAGACGGCGUCGAGCCAAGCCUGGCGAACAAAAGGGCGAAGCUGAAGUAGCGACACAAGCGGGAGGGUCAAGUCGUAAUGUUACUGAAGAACAGUCUCGACCACGGGAUUAUCCAGACGACAUGCCGACGAUACCACAGUACUACAGCAUCCCCAUCGCUACGGGCAUCGGGCUCAUCGCGCUGACAUUCGCAAUUUUCAUCGCCCUAGUCGUCUCGCGCUCCCUCCUCACCUCGCCACCCCGCCCUCUCGCCCUCCUCGCCAACAUGUACCAAGCCGGCAUCCUGAUCUUCGGCGGCGGGCCCGUCGUCAUCCCCCUCCUGCGCGAAUACGUCGUGCAGCCCGGCUGGGUCUCGUCGCGCGACUUCCUGCUCGGCCUCGCCAUCAUCCAAGCCAUGCCGGGCCCCAACUUCAACUUCUCCGUCUACCUGGGCGCGCUCGCCAUGGCCCACACAGGCUACCACUCCGUGUUGGGCGCGUUUCUGAGCUUCGUCGCCAUCUUCGCGCCGGGUUUGCUGCUCACGUUGGGCGUGCAGGGGUUGUGGGCGUAUCUGCGCACCAAGGCCGUCGUGGUGAGUGUGUUGCGUGGCGUCAACGCUACGGCUGUGGGGUUGGUGUUUACGGCUGUGUACCGCUUGUGGGAGAUUGGGUAUUUGACGCCCGAGGAGAGUCAGGGGCAGAGCCUCGCUAUGGAGCCUUGGUGGGUGGUGGUGGCGGCCUUGACGUAUUGUGAGGUGGCGUGGUUCUCGGUGCCGCCGGCUGCGGCGAUUGUGGGUGGUGCGGUGCUGGGCUUGUGUUGGUAUGGGGCGGUGGGCCGUCCUUGA